This is a messenger RNA of Ostreobium quekettii, 369 nucleotides long. The record is from the annotation of a GenBank genome assembly. NCBI's taxonomy places the organism in Eukaryota, Viridiplantae, Chlorophyta, Ulvophyceae, Bryopsidales, Ostreobiaceae.
AUGAAGUCCAAACCCCACUGGGGAGAGACAAAGCUCCGACACUCGAAUCCCAGGACGACGCCCCCAGGCGGCCUUCCAUGCUCUGCUCAAGUGCACGAUAAGCAGCAGGGAUGCAGGCAGGCAUUCCAGGGCAAGAGUAUCAUUGCGUGCAUUGCGUGCGGGGUAGGGUGGCCGGACGUCCGCAGUGUCAACGGCUGGCUCGGUGUCUUGCAAGUCGCGCUGCUGACCCUUUCGCUGCGCGCCACGAAGGACGCCUCGCAGACAAAGGCUUGCAGAGGAGGGUGCCCACUGCGCGGCAUGUGUCUUGCUUUCGUUCGAAGGGCACACCUCCGCCGGUCACGCAACGACCCACCACCCCGGCGGACCUGA